Messenger RNA from Ricinus communis (castor bean), 699 nucleotides. RefSeq names its product 40S ribosomal protein S17. The transcript has a single exon. Gene Ontology annotation, biological process: translation. The record is from RefSeq and is a predicted model, not a curated record. The coding region runs from base 112 to 546 and encodes 144 amino acids. Gene Ontology annotation, cellular component: ribosome. Lineage: Eukaryota; Viridiplantae; Streptophyta; Magnoliopsida; Malpighiales; Euphorbiaceae. Gene Ontology annotation, molecular function: structural constituent of ribosome.
ACCCUAAAAUUUCCCAUCUUCUUCUCCAUCUUUGUGGCCGCCUCUCCUUCCACACACAAGCACACACACUUGCAGAGAGAUUUCCUCUCUUACCUUGUUCAAUAAGAAAAAAUGGGUCGUGUUCGUACGAAAACAGUGAAGAAAUCAUCACGACAAGUGAUAGAACGGUAUUAUUCAAAAAUGACACUCGAUUUUCACACAAACAAGAAAAUCUUGGAAGAAGUAGCAAUAAUCCCAUCAAAGCGUCUUCGUAACAAGAUUGCUGGGUUUUCCACCCAUUUGAUGAAACGGAUCCAGAAGGGUCCGGUCAGAGGUAUUUCGCUGAAACUUCAAGAGGAAGAGAGAGAGCGUCGCAUGGACUUUGUGCCUGAAGUUUCGGCUAUCAAAACUGAUCAGAUUGAGGUUGAUAAGGAGACUAUUGACAUGCUUUCUGCUCUUGGUAUGGCUGAUAUGCCUGGUCUCGUCCAGGUGGACCCUGUUGCUGCUGUGCCAGUUGCCCAGUUUGGGUUUGGUAGAGGUGCUGGUGGACCUGGCAGGAGAUUUUGAAUGGGUUUAGGACUUUUGUUUUGAGUAUGGUGACAUUGCUACUGUUUUAAAUUUAGUUUCUUCAAGUAUUUUGGGAACUUGCUAUAGCUGUUGAAGCAUGAUGGAAACUGUUUUUGAUUAUGUGCAAUUUAUAAAAUUUGGAUACUAUGGUCA